Molecule: messenger RNA, 1454 nt
Organism: Vigna umbellata (rice bean)
Lineage: Eukaryota; Viridiplantae; Streptophyta; Magnoliopsida; Fabales; Fabaceae
Product: putative serine/threonine-protein kinase PIX13
Biological process (GO): protein phosphorylation
Molecular function (GO): ATP binding; protein kinase activity
Source: RefSeq, a predicted model, not a curated record
AAGUCAGAGACGCCUCUCACCAUUUCUCAUUCUUUCUCUGCUUUUCUGCGGAGGUAACACCAUAAAAAACUUAAUGGGGAACUGUUGGAGUUUUCAAUCAGCUUCUGCUGUCAAUCACCGCAACUCCAUUACUGCACCCAACCCCAACAAUCGAUCAGGGAGUAUUCAGUUUUCUGCUGGUACAAGCAAUAAUAGAUUAAUACAGAGCAGUAAUUCUAUUUCUGUCGGGCACAGCAGCCACUCCGGAGGAUUCAGCAGGUUCUUUGGACCAAGUAGUAGUAAUAAUUACUCAACAGGAAAUAACACCAGCACGUCCUUUUUGGGCUCUGACAAUAGCCAAGCCUCUCGAGUGAGGGAUGAAGAGGAGAGGGGGCAAAUAUUGGAUGUUGCAGAUCUGAGAGUAUUUACUUUGGCAGAACUGAAAGCAGCCACCAAAAAUUUCAGAGCAGAGACUCUGUUAGGAGAGGGGGGAUUUGGUAAAGUAUACAAGGGUUUGAUUAGAGCUGAGGGGUUGGCUAUUGCCAUCAAGAAGUUGACUUCUGGAAGCAAGCAAGGAGUUUCGGAAUGGCAGUCAGAGGUUAAUUUCUUAGGGAGGCUUUCUCAUCCCAACCUUGUUAAGUUGCUGGGAUUUGGGAGGGAGGAUAGUGAACUGUUUCUGGUGUAUGAAUUUAUGCCUCGUGGGAGCUUGGAUAACCAAUUAUUUGGAAGAGGUGCAAAUGUUCGGCCACUUUCUUGGGACACAAGGCUAACAAUUAUGAUUGGAGCAGCUAGGGGGCUUCAUUUCCUUCACAGCUUGGAGAAUGCCAUUAUAUAUAGGGAUUUUAAGCCCUCAAAUAUUCUCCUCGACUCAAAAUAUGUGGCUAAGUUAUCAGAUUUUGGCUUAGCCAAAUCUAUCCCUUCGCCUGAUCAGAGUCACAUAUCAACACAUGUUGUGGGAACACACGGCUACGCUGCUCCUGAGUACAUUGCAACAGGUCAUUUGUACGUGAAAAGUGAUGUGUAUGGAUUUGGAAUUUUUUUGGUGGAGCUGCUGACUGGCAAGAGGAUUAGUGGUAUAAUGCAACUAUGUGGGGAAACGCCGUUGAGGGAUUGGGUCAAAAGAAAUCUUUUAAAUAGAGGGUAUAUAAGAAACACUAUGGAUGCAAAGUUGGAAGGCAAGUAUCCAUCAAACUUAGCUUUACAAACGGCUCAACUAGCUCUCAAAUGCAUCCAAAUAGAGCCCAAAGUAAGGCCAUCAAUGAAAGAAGUUCUUGAAAGAUUGGAGCAGAUUGAAUCAGCCAAUGAAAAACCGGCUGAUAACAGAAGACGGGUUAACCGUCCUCGGGUUGUUCAACAACAUGGCCGUCCAGAUGGUGGCUAAUUGAACUGAACCCAUCAUUUUCAUAUUCCCUUGAAGCUGAUCGAUUGUGGACUUGAAGAACAUAUUGCUAAAAAAAGUGUCUUUGCUCCAGUGC